UUUUGCUGUUCAAAUUAUUUAUACCGAACACAUUUUGAUUCUUCAGAUUUCAGAUAGAGCUGUACAAUACUUGCCGGCCGGCUGGCAGCAUUGACAGAAAUGGUGAUGAGUAAUCCGCCGGAGAAAGACAGAGAUCGGAAAAUGUUGAUGGGUGCUGUCUGGAACUGUGUGGCGGAGUUCAAGCUCUUCCUCACUGCACUCUUCUUCCUAUGCUCUCUCGUCACCGUCUUCCAGUUUCUCUCCUCCCGCUUCUCCGUCUUCCCCUCCGACCUUCGCCACUGUCUCGCCGGUACUCUCACUGGUAAUAUCACAACAUCCUCGUCGGUGCUACCAGAUUUGCCAUCGGCUGUUCAACUUCUGCAGCAGCGGCAGAAACAACAAGACCAAUUGUUGGAAAAUGGUGUCAUCAAGCGGGCUUUCAAUUCCUAUGGCUCAGCUGCGUAUAAUUUCAUUCUGAUGUCGGCUUACAGAGGUGGCGCCAACACUUUCGCGGCUGUUGGGUUAUCUUCAAAGCCUCUACAUGUCUUCGGCAAGCCGAGCUACCAAUGCCAGUGGAUCCCACACGAGAAUCCCGAUUCCACCGUCAUCACCCCCGGACAGAAGAUCCUCCCUGACUGGGGCUACGGCCGCGUCUACACCGUCGUCGUUGUGAACUGCACUUUCCCGACCCCAACUGGCGGUAAGGGUGGCAAGCUGCUAAUCCACGCAACCACCAACGGCGGCGGUGACAGUAACUUCAACAUCACCGACUCUAUUGUCGUCCUAGACGAAAUCCCCGAAGAAUUUGCGAAUUUCACCUUGCAAUUCAACUCGCAGCCAAAGUACGAUUAUCUGUAUUGUGGGUCGUCUCUGUACGGGAACUUGAGUCCUCAGAGAGUACGAGAGUGGCUGGCUUAUCACGUCAAAUUACUCGGAAGCAAGUCCCAUUUUGUUAUACACGACGCCGGCGGCGUACACUACGCUUUAAUGGAAGUGCUAAAGCCAUGGAUGGAGAAAGGAUUCGUGACAUUGCAAGAUGUCAGGGAGCAGGAGAGAUUUGAUGGGUACUAUCACAAUCAGUUCCUCAUAGUAAAUGAUUGCUUGCAUAGGUACAGAUUUGCAGCCAAAUGGAUGCUGUUCUUUGAUGUGGAUGAAUUCAUUUUCAUGCCUAAGAACGGGACCAUCCAAUCGGUAUUCGAUUCGCUCUCUGAUUUUACCCAAUUCACCAUCGAGCAAAUGGCGAUGUCCAACAAGCUCUGCCUCUCCCAGGAUGCUGGUUCAGCUAUCAGAAAAUGGGGAUUCGAGAAGCUGGUAUACAGGGACGUAAAGAGAGGCAUUCAUAGGGAUCGGAAAUACGCAGUGCAACCACGGAAUGUAUUUGCAGCCGGGGUGCACUUGUCGCAGAACUUAAUAGGCAAGACAACAUACAAGACAGAGGGACAUAUAAAGUACUUCCAUUAUCAUGGAACCGUUGCCGAACGCCGCGAACCAUGCCGGCAGCUCGUGAAUUCGACACAAGUCACAGUCGAUGGGAUUCCAUACAUUCUCGACACAACUAUGCGCGAUAUUGCUGGAAUUGUGAAGAGAUUCGAACUCAAAAUGAUUGGCUCUAUAUUACAAAGAACGCGGCAAUAAUUAAUGAAAUUUUUAUUUCAAUCGACACCUGAAGCUGUGACUGUGAAGGCAUUAUUUUAUUUAUUUAUUUAUUUUUGUAUAAUAUAACUAGACAUUUUUUUUUUCAUUUUUCUUUUAUUAUUUGAUACAUGGAUACAGAUACAGGCCUUACAGAUUUUAGGUGUAAAGAACAUUGCAUGUUUGAUUC
Molecule: messenger RNA, 1801 nt
Organism: Olea europaea var. sylvestris
Lineage: Eukaryota; Viridiplantae; Streptophyta; Magnoliopsida; Lamiales; Oleaceae
Product: galactan beta-1,4-galactosyltransferase GALS2-like
Exons: 2
Coding region: 100-1614 (504 amino acids)
Source: RefSeq, a predicted model, not a curated record